Morchella importuna is the source of this 2646-nucleotide messenger RNA. RefSeq lists its product as uncharacterized. The coding region runs from base 1 to 2646 and encodes 881 amino acids. Lineage: Eukaryota; Fungi; Ascomycota; Pezizomycetes; Pezizales; Morchellaceae. The transcript is spliced from 6 exons. Gene Ontology annotation, molecular function: beta-mannosidase activity. The record is from RefSeq and is a predicted model, not a curated record. Gene Ontology annotation, biological process: glycoprotein catabolic process; carbohydrate metabolic process.
AUGCGCGUUGCUACAGCUACUAUUAGCAUAGCGCUACGGAGGAUCCCGCUUGAUAAGGAUUGGCGCGUCAAACAAUCCUCCAACAUUAAGCCCAUCGCGACCUCCUACAUACCAGUGGCCCAGUUCCCUACUGUAGUGCAUCUGGAUCUGCUCGCAAACAACUUAAUUCCAGACCCCUACAUUGGCACCAACGAGCUCGAAUGUCUCUGGAUAAAUUCCGCCUCGUGGACCUACCGCACGCACUUCACACCUCCAAAGUUGCAGUCAAAUGAAUCGCUCACACUGGUCUUCGAGGGCCUCGACACAGCCGUCGAUGUGUACCUCAACUCGGAACAUCUCUUCUUCUCGAAGAAUAUGUUUAUCCCACAGAGUGUGGAUAUAUCUGCACAAGCUUUGACUGCGGGGCAUUUCGUAUUAGAGCUUCGCUUUCGCGCCCCGAGCGAGUUUGCCAAGGAGGAGGAACAAAGGGUGGGCUAUAAAAAGGCAGAGACAGAUGAUACUUUGAUGGGAGGCCAUGAGAGAAUGUAUCUCCGGAAAGCACAAUACCACUGGGGAUGGGAUUGGGGCCCGGCAUUGGCUUCGACAGGGCCAUAUCUACCGAUUUACUUAGAAGUGUAUCAGGCACGGAUCAAUAACUUGAAGAUCCUCCCAUCAGUAAACGAGUCGCUAGAUAAAGCUACCGUUCAAAUCUCAGCGCAUAUCGAAGGUCAUUCCGGCAGAUUCGUUCUUGUGGAAAUUGCAAAUCCAGAGGGCGGAGUAGCGCUUAGAAAGAUAUUCCCUGUGAAUGUUGUUGGGGCCUUUGAGCAGGCAGUGGAGCUUGAAAGUCCGGAGCUUUGGUGGCCACAUACACAUGGUAAACAGCCAUUGUAUCAGGUGAAAGUGGAGCUAUUCAACACAGUACAGUCUCUUCACUCUAUCACCACUGCCCUGGGACUUCGCCGCCUCCGACUGCAACAAACCUCCCUCAAUUCUGUCCCAGGCACCUCUUUUACCUUCGUUAUCAAUAAUGUUCCCAUAUUUGCCUCUGGCUCAAACUGGAUUCCCGGUGACUUCUUUCUGCCACGUUUUACACACCCCCAGGACGAACCCACCGAAAGCAAUUACAGGCGCUGGCUCUCUCUGGCUAAAUCCGGCAAUCAGAACACCAUCCGCGUUUGGGGUGGCGGUAUCGUUGAAACAACUGACUUUUACAAUCUCUGCGACGAGCUCGGACUCCUCGUGUGGCAGGAUCUCCUAUUCGCAUGCGGUAACUACCCGGCAAACGACGAGUUCUGCGCCUCUGUCAAACAGGAAACUAUCACUCAAAUAAGCAGAGUUGUGCAUCACCCAAGUUUGGUUCUGAUCUGUGGAGAUAACGAGGAUAUGUGGCUGGCAGGCUUGUAUGGCUGGGAUUAUAAUCCGGAGGAUAAGAAGGUUGAGAACUGGAUGCGUGGGAACUUUCAGCAUCGAAGGACGCUAGAAAUAGUUCUUCCCGAGGCAUUGAAGGAGGUUGGUAUAGAAAACACAGGAAUCGAGUAUUGGACGAGUAGUCCCUUCAGUGGAGAGGGUGUAGAGGCGAAUUCGAGGAUUAAGGGAGAUGUGCAUAUAUGGGACGUCUGGCAUGGGCCUAUGUAUCCGUACCAAUCCUACCUACCUCUUAUGGGCCGUUUUGUCUCCGAAUUCGGCUUCGAAUCCCCGCCCUCAAUGCGUACCAUAACCAGCAUGCUCCCCAGCCCUUCGACCCGGCAAUCCCAAUCGCUCGAGUUCCUCGCCCAUGAUAAAGGUCCCGGUGCGGAGCGCCGAGCAACAAUGUACAUGGGCGAGAACUUUCGCUUCGGCAUGGACCCGCUGGAGGACUAUGUCUACUGCGCACAACUACUCCAAGCCGAGGCCGUCAGCUUUGCCGUCCGGAACUGGCGGAGGAAUUUCAAAGGUCCCGGAGAAGAACUCUGUUCCGGCGCACUGGUAUGGCAGUUAAACGAUAACUGGCCGGCGAUAUCAUGGGCUAUUGUGGAUUACUAUCUCCGCCCCAAGCCCGCUUUCUUCACACUAAAGCGCGCACUGGCACACUUCGACAUUGGCCUCGCACGAAACACAACCAAGCGUAAUAUCCCCAUCCUACGCUCAUACCCCGAGGAACAGGCCUUGCUGUCAAUAUGGGGUGUCUCCAACUCGCAUGAGUACACAACAGUUCGGAUCACACUCGCUGCAUUCGACAUUGCUACCGGCGCUAGCGUUGCCCUCGACACGCCUCACAUCACUGGCACACUCAAGCCCAACCGCAGCACCGAGUUCGGAGAAGUCAAUAUCCCCGCCGCAGCAACAACAGUGGUUGCAGCAUACCUCCACGACCGGAACGGGGAGACGCUGCUCGCCCGGUUUGUCUCCUGGCCUGAACCACUCAAAUUUGUUCGUUUCAGCGGCGAUCCCGGUGUGACGGUUAAGGUAAAGAAUGGUGAGGAUAGGGUUGUUGUGACGACGAGGGCACCGGUGAAGGGGUUGGUACUGGAGGCGGGUGAAGAGGGCGACUGGACGGAUAAUUGUGUGGAUGUUGUGCCUGGGGAGGAGCUUGUAGUUGGGGUUAAGAGACUGGGUGAUAAGGAUGUGAAGGGGAGUUGGCUUUGUGACUGGGAGGGGAGGAGGGGUGUGGAGGCUGUGAGAGAGUAG